AUGAGGACAUUCCCUUCAACUCCUCGCGUCGACCGCCGGAGUCAGAGUGGUGCUGCCGCGUCCCUCCUGGGGGACCAUGAAAGCACAGACAGCUCGCCAGAGCGGACCACGAAGCCUCAGGAAUGGUGGCCGUGGUGGCGGUGGAAGAUCGGAGCCUCCUGCGUGAGCAUCGUCGCCCGUGGCCUCCUCGUCUUGUUUCUCGCCUUGGUCGACCAGGCAUCGCGCGCCUCCUGGACCUUGGCCAUCGAGCCGAACACCCUCCUGCCCAUCAUCUCCACCGUCACCAAAACAUCGCUCAUGGUCCCCGUCGUCUCGUGUAUCACCCAGCUCAAAUGGCGGCACUUCACGAGGCCGCAGCGUCUCAGCCACAUCGACCUCAUUGACCAGUGCAGCCAUGAAUCCUGGGGAGCCUUCGUGCUCCCCGAGCUCUGGGAGACGAAACAUUAUCAUAACCAGAGGAAGCCUACCUCCAAGGCUCUUUGCUACGAGGAGGGCAAGCCCACCGCCGACAAUCGCGUAGUUAGCGAACAGGAGCUGAUAGCAUGA
This is a messenger RNA of Emericellopsis cladophorae, 546 nucleotides long. RefSeq lists its product as uncharacterized. Lineage: Eukaryota; Fungi; Ascomycota; Sordariomycetes; Hypocreales; Bionectriaceae. The transcript has 3 exons. The coding region runs from base 1 to 546 and encodes 181 amino acids. The record is from RefSeq and is a predicted model, not a curated record.